UAUUUUUGAAUGCGUACACCUGUGUUUUGUUGUGCAAGGAAAUCAUCAUGGUUUUGCUGAAUAUCCACACAGACCCGCGCAGCCGUGGCGCCGGCAGCAGUCUGGCGGGCAAGAUGACUAAGGUUCUGGACGUGCCGCUGCGCGCGCUCUACGACUACGACUACCGCACGGCCGACGGCCGUGACAUCGCCAUCCGCGAGGGCGACACAUUCACACUGCUGCGCAAGUCCAACGACGACUGGUGGCACGUGAUUCGCGAUGGCGAGCGACGCCCGUUCUACGUGCCCGCCGCAUACGUGAAGCCCAUACAGCAGCAGCGGCACCACCACGACGCACGUCAGGGCCGCGAAGCUACCGGCGCCGCCGCCGACGUCGCCACCUACGAGAACCUACGCGAAUGGACGGCGCCGCCGCGCGGUGCUCCGAGAACGAGCGGCAACGCGCUGCCGCCACCCGUCGGCGGCGGUCUGUACCGUCCAGCAGGGGGCGCUAGGAAGCCGGCUGUGAAGCCGCGGCGAAGGCUCGGCAAGGGUGACGCGAAGACGGCAUACAAGUACCUUAGCCGCAGCACAGAGAACCUGGUGGGAGAGGGCGCCACUCAGCGGUCUGCGGCACAUGUGGAGCACCGGCGCAACGAACGAGCAAACCGUGCGAGCCUCACCGACGGUGGCGACCUCUUUGAUCGGUACAUCGAUGUCCGGCCAUUAGGCGGCGCCCCCAGACGAGCAAAGUCGAGUGACGACCUACUCGGGGAGCCGGAGAGGGAUGGGAAGCGGACGAGGAAGGUGGGGAAGGGUGACAGGGUUUAUGGGAGCCCGGACGGAAGCUCCGACAACCACAACAACAAUAACAACAACAGCGCGCCGCGCGUCUACGAGCCGAUCCACUACAACGCGGAGAGCGACGGUGGCGCCCUUACGGUGUCGCGCAUCCUUGAGGAAACGGCGGCGUACAAUGAGCUGCAGGCGGGCCGGCCGACGAAGCACAAGGACUCCGGCUUCAGCAGCCUCGAGCGCGCUCUCGAGCCGACGCUGGCACCCCCUGCCACCGCCGACCCGCCGUAUUUCGAGCCAGAAGCCGACUACGACAACCUGUCGGUGGACGAACGCGUUUAUAUAGGGCCGGCACUGAAGGUGGGGGCGCCACCGUUCUACAGGUAUGGCGAGAGCGAGGAGGCAUACGCGCGGGUUGGGCGGAGCGGGGAGGUGCAAGCGCCCCCUGGUGAUCAAAGGGCAUUCGAGAAUCCCGCUUACACGAGUCCGGAGACGGCACAGGAACGGGAUGAGCGGUGGUGGCGGGAUGAUGAGGGAGAGAUUCCGAAGGAGAAGGUGCCGCUGCCUUUAGACCCGGAGGGGAGCAGUCUGAGUUCAUCCACAUACAGUCUGGAGGAGAACCGAUCUGCAGGAGAGGCACCACCUGCGGCGGUUGCUCACGUGCGCCCUCCCAACUACCCACAGGAGAAGCCCCUGAGACAGCUCACGGAUGGAUGGGAGGAGCACAGGGAUGAGGUGGGGAGGUUGUACUACUACAAUGCCUUGACCGGAUUCAGCACGUGGAAACCGCCGCGCAAGGCACCCAGUCCCGCAAAGAACCAGGUCCCAUACGAGGAGCAGCCGGACGUCGCCAGGGCGAUGCAACCCGUACAGGCAUCGCGUCGCGACGGUGAUGCUAACGUCCAGCGUUACCGCGACGAUCGUCUCCCUGACGACGGUCCGAUGUACCGCAGUGCGUUUGACCUGUCUCCGUCACCGGCGCAGCAUCAGAGUUCGCUUGAACAGACGCGCUCAGCAACAAACUUCUACCUGUCGACCUUCACCGCACACAGGUACGAACAGCAAGGUGGCGGUGGCAGAGGAGGAAGCAGUAACAGCGGGAGAAGCAGGGAGGAGGCCGGGAGGACGGAGGAGGUAUGCACCGAGGAGGUGCGGAAAUGCGAGACAGGGAGGGAAGAGCGACGAGAGGAUGAUGGGAGGAGGAUGGAAGAGGUGCGGCGUAACGAAGAGGUUAGAUGGAUGGAGGAAGUAAGGCGGAACGAGGAUGGAAGGAGAACAGAGGAGGUUAGGAGAAAUGAUUCGCGAAGAGAGGAACACCGCACAGAAGAGCUGAGGAGGAACGAAUCACGAAGGGAGGAACAUCGAUCGGAUGAUGGAAGGAGAAAUGAGGAUGGGAGGAGAAAUGAAGAGCUAAGGAGAAUUGAGGAGCAGAGGAGGAACAAUCCACGUAGAGAGGAGCCUGUCUUUGUGUUUCCACAGAAGAAGGCACUGCCGCGACUGCCGACGGAUGGGGAGCGUGCGCUGAGAGAGGAAGCUGAGAGACAGAGGUUCCUGCAGCAGCAGCAGCGGGAGGAGCUGCAGGCAGCGAGGCAGGCAGACAUACGGCCGGCAGGAGAUGAGAACGGACACAUCUACGUCGAGGCCAAGUCCCUGGUGGCGCCCUACAUCAUACAUGACGCAGGUGGCGAUGUACACCAGGGCGAGCUACGUACGUUCCGGCGCGGGUCAGACAACGAGGUGCCCGCGCGGCCGCGGGGUACCGAGCGCGCCUCCAAGACUCGCUCGAUGUUCGUCGACACACGCCUCGGCGUCUGGGAGGAGGAGCCGGUGAAGCUGCUGCUCGGCACGACGCCAGGCGACGUGUCGCCUUCCAGCAAGGCCUGGUGCCCGCAGGAUUACUCCGAGGGCAUAGUAAAGCAAGGUGUUCUCAACAGAGCCAAACUCGUUGAGGGUGGCAAGAAGCAAAAGAAAAACUGGACAACUGUGUUUGUAGCUCUGACACGUUCCUGCAUAAUGUUCUUCAAGGAUAAUAAGCAACCUAGUAAGUCCUCUGGAUUGAUAUCGCCGCUGCUGCCCACGAUGAGGCAGCCUGAAGACAUCCUAGAGUUGGCUGGCUCACAGGUUGACUGGGCGUCGGAGAGGUCGAGCAAGCGCAACCCGUUCGUGCUGCGGCUGCAGGGUGGUGACGAACUGCUGCUGCAGACCGACGACGCGCAGGAGGCGAAGAGAUGGUUCAUAGCCGUCCGCGAGAUUCUCAACAGCCUGCCUGGAACCCCUGACAAGGGUGAAGGUACCUCUCCUACACAACUCCAUCUACCAGUAGAAGGCAAUAUACUGAGCAGGAAGUUUUCUAAGUACAAGCAGCGACACACGGCGGCACAGAACCAGGAGCCGCAUCUGAAGCAGAGCGAGUCGUCAGAUGACCUAGACAAGGUGCUGUCUCCCACCGAGCGUAAUCAGCGCAUCAAGCACCGGCUGUGGCAGUUCUUCCAGCGGCGACCCGCCGCGAAGACCCUCGAGGAGAAGGGCAUCAUGAAGGACGAGGAAUGCUUCGGUAGCUCACUGCAGCACCUGUGCGAGCGAGACCACACCACCGUGCCGAACUUCAUCAAGCGAUGUGUCGCAGAGAUCGAGGACAGAGGUCUCGAUACGGACGGGCUGUACCGCAUGAGCGGCAACCUCGCGCAGGUGCAGAAGGUGCGCAUGCAAGCCGACCAGGGGCUCACAAACGUCGACUGGAGCAAAGAGGACAUCCACGUGCUGACGGGUGCGCUCAAGCUGUUCUUCCGCGAGCUCAAGGAGUCACUGUUCCCGUUUGACACGUACGAUCCGUUCCUGGAUGCCAUCAAGCAGAAGAGUCGUGCCACGGUCGCUACUUUUAGAGAGUUGCUGGACAAGAUGCCCAGGCCACAUGCAGACACACUCAAGUUUCUAUUCAUGCACCUCUUAAGCGUUAUGGAGAGCAGUGAGAUGAACCGCAUGCACGCGCACAACCUGGCGAUCGUGUUCGGCCCCACGCUGCUGCGCCAUCAGGAGGAGGGACCGUCGAGCGCGCUAGCCAUCGAGCUCAUACACCAGAACCACAUCGUCGAGUUAUUCCUCACCGAGUUUUGGAACAUCGUCGGCAAACGGUAGUAGGGA
Messenger RNA from Priapulus caudatus, 3914 nucleotides. RefSeq names its product rho GTPase-activating protein 12-like. Gene Ontology annotation, cellular component: cytoplasm. Gene Ontology annotation, molecular function: protein binding. Lineage: Eukaryota; Metazoa; Priapulida; Priapulimorpha; Priapulimorphida; Priapulidae. The transcript is spliced from 14 exons. The record is from RefSeq and is a predicted model, not a curated record. Bases 48 to 3908 code for a protein of 1286 amino acids. Gene Ontology annotation, biological process: regulation of GTPase activity; signal transduction.